AUGUCUGCGACCGAUGGCUAUGUCAAACCAAACGCUCAUCCAGAAGCCCCAAAAACCAACCCUAGAGAACGCGAACAUUCGGACAUCUAUCAUCCUCCUGCUGAUAACGGCCCAUCCAAAGCAGGUGCUUCAAAAACCCAAUUCCCGGAGACCGGCUGGAAUGGUCCCAUUCCUAGCCAAAGUGGGGGAGACAAGGAGCAGGACUUCAUGAACAAGCCUCCCUACUUCUGGAAGAGUGAAGGAGACAGAUUCAAGCGGAAGCACUUCUCACGGUGCUGGUGUGGAAAUGUCGAGUUCGAGUUCCAUGGAGACCCUCUCAACGCCAAGCACUGCCAUUGCAAGCAAUGCCAACACUUGCAUGGCGCACCGUUCCAAUGGGCCGUCAUCUUCCCCAAGACUUCUGUCCGCAUGAUAUCAAACAAGAACGAUAGCCUUCACUUCUUCUCAACUCAACGCCGGCAGGGUAUACACGAUGUCCCAUGCAAGGUCUCUUGCAACGAGUGCCGAUCCCCGAUGUUCGAUGAGGGGCGUAACACCGUCCUCGCAUACCCGUCCUCGUUCAAGUUCCCCAACGGAAAGGUUCCUACGGACUUCCAGCCAACUGCACACAUCUUCUACAGCCAGCGUACCGUCGCGCUGAAUAUGUGCGGCAUUAUCAGCACAAUGCCAAAGUACAAGGGCAAACAUGAAGAAGGUCCGAUCGACAUGCGAAAUGAUGACAAAACUUGA
Dichomitus squalens LYAD-421 SS1 is the source of this 729-nucleotide messenger RNA. RefSeq lists its product as uncharacterized. NCBI's taxonomy places the organism in Eukaryota, Fungi, Basidiomycota, Agaricomycetes, Polyporales, Polyporaceae. The record is from RefSeq and is a predicted model, not a curated record. The transcript is spliced from 5 exons. Bases 1 to 729 code for a protein of 242 amino acids. Gene Ontology annotation, molecular function: carbon-sulfur lyase activity.